AUGGCGGACGGUGAAGAUAUUCAGUCGCUCAUUUGCGGUAAUGGAACAGGAAUGGUCAAGGAUGCUUACGUCCGAGACGAGGCACAGUCGAAAAGUGGUAUCGUGACUCCCAAGUAUCCAAUCGAACAUGGUACUAACAACAAUUGGGAUGACAUGGAGAAGAUUUGGUAUCACACUUUCUACAACGACCCUCGUGGUGCCCCCGAAGAACACCCAGGUUUGCUGACCGAAGCGCCGCUCAGUCCGAAGGCAAAUCGUGAAAAGAUGCGUCAGAUUCUCUUUGAAACGUUUAACACUCCUCCGAAAUAUGAAAAACAAAGUUUCAUGCGAAAGAAACUUCAAACUAAAUUACUUUUGAGAAAAAGCGGAAGUCAAUAA
This is a messenger RNA of Microthlaspi erraticum, 378 nucleotides long. NCBI's taxonomy places the organism in Eukaryota, Viridiplantae, Streptophyta, Magnoliopsida, Brassicales, Brassicaceae. The record is from the annotation of a GenBank genome assembly.